Molecule: messenger RNA, 411 nt
Organism: Coniosporium apollinis CBS 100218
Lineage: Eukaryota; Fungi; Ascomycota; Dothideomycetes
Exons: 3
Coding region: 1-411 (136 amino acids)
Biological process (GO): RNA polymerase II preinitiation complex assembly; transcription by RNA polymerase II
Cellular component (GO): transcription factor TFIID complex
Molecular function (GO): protein heterodimerization activity
Source: RefSeq, a predicted model, not a curated record
AUGACCGAACCGCGCAUGCGACUGCGGCACAAAGGCCAGCAGUUUCCAACAGCAGACCUGGAGGCCUACCUUGUCGCAUUCGGCGACGACCGUAACCCGCUUCCCGAAACCGUCAAGGUCCUGGACGAGAUAGUGACAGACUUCAUUAUAGAGACCUGCCAUGAAGCCGCCCAGAGCGCCGCAUACGCCCGGCGCGCGAAGAUCAAGGUUGACGACUUCAAGUUCAUGCUGCGUAAGGAUCCGAAGAAGCUUGGGCGUGUCACAGAGUUGCUCAACCUUGACAAGGAGCUGAAGAAGAAGAGGAAGGCGUUUGAUGUUGAGGAUGAUCAGCUGGGGAAGGAGAACGUGAAGGAGGAGAAGGCGGUGGAGAAGGCGGAGAGGAAAUCUAAGAAGGCUAGGUCGGAGAAGUGA